AUUACUAGCUUAUGUGAAUGAAUUCCAUAAAUGAUUAAAUCACUUUUCAUCGAGUUGAGCUAGAGAGCGGUUGCGCUUGGUGAGUGGUUUGCAUUGUAGUAACAAAAUCAUUAUCUCAGCCGCACAAAUUCAUACUGCAUUUCAGGCAACAGUGCCUUUCAAACUGCAAAUCAAAUUUUAACUCUGCUUACUUUCCACCAUAAUGGCUGAUACAACCGGAAAUGUACAUUUCAAUUAUAUUAAGGAAUAUUUAAUAACGGAAAUUAUGACAAAAUUAGAUGGUGAAAAACUGAUAAACUAUGAAUCGGAGCAUGCAGGCGGUCUCGACGGUUUUAUGUCAGCGCUUUACAAUAUCAAACUGUACACUGAAACUGCCAUUGGCCCCAAACAGCGUUUGCUAGUGGCGAAAUUCAUGAAAGGAGAUGUCGCUUUCCGCGAGUCCAGUAAAUCAUACAUACAAUUUGCCAAUGAAACUUGUGUUUAUGAUUGUAUUUUGCCGGCAUUUGCGAAAGUCUUGACCGCUGCGAAGCUCGAUUUAACCAUUGACGACUGGGUGCCACAUCCUUUUAUCGCCAAAUUUGGUUAUAUCGACGGUUUAAGCGCUGCACCAGGCAUACGUGAAUGCGUGCUAGUAUUGGAGCAUCUGAAACCACGAGGAUAUGUGCUCGGUCCACGACUAUACCUAACACGAGAACACCUGUUACCGAUGUGCCGCAUAAUUGGACAAUAUCAUGCGAUAAGUUAUGCUUUACGUCUAACAGCGCCUGCAGAGUUGGAGCGGUUGAAAAACGACUUAAUUACACUGCCUUUCAUCAAUGACGCUGAUCCAAAAGAUGAUGAAGAAAACGCUUAUCGUUUCCUUUAUCGUGCAGCUUUCGAUCGGCUCUUUGAUUUCAUCGAUCGAAAAAUUGAUGGUGAUACGUUCGAUAAGCAAAGUGCGGAUGAUUUGAAAUUGAUUGAGCGUUUAUGUGACUUACGUGCGAAAUAUAUGAAAGAACCGACACGCUUGCUAGAGAAAAUACGCACAAGUGUAUUGGAUUGCGAAGAGGAUAAGCGAUUUGGAGCGAUUUUGCAUGGCGAUUACAAUCGCAAUAAUGUGCUCUUCCGCUAUGAAGAGCAAGAGGGUGGCGAUGAGGCUGAGCGUAAGGUGGCCGAUGUGAAAAUGAUCGAUUUUCAGGAAAUACGCUAUGGCAGUCCUUGUAUAGAUAUCAGCUUCUUCAUGUACAUGAACACCACAGCGGAGACGCGAGAAGCAAUAUGGAUGGAAAUGUUACAAACAUACCACAAAACUAUGUUUGAAACACUGCAAGCGGCAGUUAAAGGUCAGCCGAACGUUGAUGCCGAACAAUUGGCGGCCUAUAGUUUCGAUGAAUUCUACGCACACUUUUCGCGCUAUGCCUUCUAUGGUGUUAUGAUUUGUCUGCACUUUUUGCCCUGGAUGCUUUCGAGCGAGGAGGAAUGCGCUAAAAUCUCCCAUCUUUUCGAAACAAAUUUGCGCAGUGAAGAGUUCCGCAAGUCAAAUAUAGAGAUUGGUGGUGACGCUGUUAAUAUGAAACUGCUGGAGGUGCUGAGGCAUGCAAGCAAAAUGGGUUAUAUGGAUGCGCUCUAA
This is a messenger RNA of Ceratitis capitata (Mediterranean fruit fly), 1609 nucleotides long. RefSeq lists its product as hypothetical. The transcript is spliced from 5 exons. The record is from RefSeq and is a predicted model, not a curated record. Lineage: Eukaryota; Metazoa; Arthropoda; Insecta; Diptera; Tephritidae. Bases 203 to 1609 code for a protein of 468 amino acids.